AUGGCCAGAUACACAGAGGAAGAACUUUUCCAAUUGAAACCAGAAAGCGAUGUUCCAGUGAACUUUGAUAUCGAUUCUUUCAGAGCUGUCAUCGACAAAGUCAAGGAAAUUCAGGGCCUGCAAGAAGAAGAAUUCCAGCAAUUUCACCGCAGGAGAUCGUCCCACCACCAUGGUAAACCCAAGAUUAAGCACACCAAGCCUAAGAUCACUACUGACUCGGACGGCUGGUCUACAUUCGAUAAUGUGACCAGAAGGAAAUCCAGCGUUGCUGCCGGCGGCUCUGGUGUCUUCAACGGAAGCGACGAUGAAACUCCAAUCAAAGAAACCCCCAGCAUUGCACAAGAAACCUUAAAAGUGAAACCCAACAAGAACAUCUCCUCCACAAAGCCAGCUGACUCGCGCGACAUCGUUACGGAUAAAGCUACCAACACCUUCAAUGCUUUUGCAGCGCUAGAGAGCGACGAUGAAGAUGAUUAA
Molecule: messenger RNA, 477 nt
Organism: Lachancea nothofagi CBS 11611
Lineage: Eukaryota; Fungi; Ascomycota; Saccharomycetes; Saccharomycetales; Saccharomycetaceae
Source: the annotation of a GenBank genome assembly